Mycetomoellerius zeteki is the source of this 1029-nucleotide messenger RNA. RefSeq lists its product as uncharacterized. The coding region runs from base 1 to 1029 and encodes 342 amino acids. The transcript is spliced from 2 exons. The record is from RefSeq and is a predicted model, not a curated record. Gene Ontology annotation, molecular function: nucleic acid binding. Lineage: Eukaryota; Metazoa; Arthropoda; Insecta; Hymenoptera; Formicidae. Gene Ontology annotation, biological process: DNA integration.
AUGCACGCACCUUCGACAACGAAGAAACAUAUUAUUUCACCAAUCACACCAGAAGAACAGAAUCAAGUCAUCAUUCAUUUAUUAAGGAUAAUUCAGACAAUUUACUUCACCGCAGAAAUAAGAUCACUUGAUAAAGGGGAAGCCAUAAAUAAAAACAGUCCCCUCCUAAAACUGAAUCCUUUCAUUGACGGUUCUGGAGUCUUGAGAGUGGGAGGUCGAUUAAAAGAAGCAACACUUCCAUACUCGUCAAAAUACCCGAUAUUACUGCCUAGAAACCAUCCAUUCUCUAGGCUUGCCACGUUAGCAGCAAUACGUGAAAGGUUUUGGAUCAUAUCAGGACGCAAUCUCGUUCGACAAACUGUUCAAAAAUGUGUCACUUGCUUUAGAAGUCAACCUAAGGCUGCUUCAACGAUUAUGGGAAAUCUUCCAAGGGCACGAGUCAACAUUCCUAAGAGGGCAUUUGACCAGUGUGGCGUAGACUACGCAGGUCCCUGCUAUUACAAGGAGGGCACUAAAAGAAAUGCCAAGCAAAUAAAAUGCUACAUCGCCGUUUUCAUCUGCUUAGCCACAAAGGCAAUCCACUUGGAGUUGACUACCGGCUGGUCUUCCGAAGCAUUUUUAAACGUCUUCAAGCGUUUUAUAGCCAGAAGAGGUUGUCCGUCUGAUAUUUAUUCGGACAACGGCUUAAAUUUUGUAGGCGCUGACCGCGAAUUGAGCGAAUUAUCCGACCUACUCAAGAACCAAACAACUCAACAGCAAGUUAGCGAUCAAUUGGCAGAUAAAGGAAUUCAUUGGCACUUUAUUCCGCUCAGAGCACCUCACCACGGUGGUAUAUGGGAAGCUGCGGUAAAGGCAGCCAAACGCCAUUUAGUUCGAAUGACGAAAAACUCUACUUUAAAAUAUGAAGAACUAGAAACAUUUCUCAUUCAAAUCGAAGCAAUAUUGAACUCUCGUCCAAUUACUCCACUUUCAUCAGACUCUAACGACCUAAGUUCAUUAACGCCAGGGCACACGAAAAAAAAAGAUUAG